Messenger RNA from Chrysemys picta bellii (western painted turtle), 2660 nucleotides. NCBI's taxonomy places the organism in Eukaryota, Metazoa, Chordata, Testudines, Emydidae. The record is from RefSeq and is a predicted model, not a curated record.
AUGGACCGGAGGAAGCCGCGGCUGCUGCUGGACGCGGAGCAGGAGCAGGGUUACUACCUACAGCAGCUCUUCGGGCUGUACGGGGAGAACGGCACCUUGUCCUUCCACGGCCUCACCCGCCUGCUGCAGAGCCUGGGCCUGGGCCAGGUGCAGGUGGUGGAGAUGGAGCACGAGGCGCUGGGCCACGGGCACGUCAGCCACCUGGACAUCCUGGAGGUGCAGGACAACAAGCACCGGCACUCGCACUCGGCCCUGGAGCACGCCGGGGCGGAGCCGCCCAGCCUGGGCCCCGAGGUGCAGAGACAGAACGGCACCUCCAGGUACCCGCCGUGUCUCAACGUGACGCAGCUGCUGGUGAACUUCGGGCUGAAUGCCGGCUCCCAGAUCACGCCCGAGCAGUUUACGUUGCUGUGCCCGGCCCUGCUCUACCAGAUCGACAGCCGGGUCUGCAUCCGGCACCACGACCAGCUGACACCAGAGCCCCUGGGGGGGGCGCUGUGGCCAGUUCUAGGCUGGGGCUUCCUGGCCAUCACGCUCAUCAGCCUGCCCUCGGCGCUGGCCCUCCUGCUGGUGCCUUUCCUCGGCCGCGACUUCGGCCGCCUCCUGCUGGCCUUCCUGGUGGCGCUGGCCGUGGGGACGCUGUGCGGGGACGCCCUCCUUCACCUGUGGCCGCACGCCCAAGGGAGGCACCAGGAGACCCCGCGGGAGCAGCAGGACUCGGUGCUGAAGGGGCUGUCAGUCCUGGGGGGCAUUUACGUCUUGUUCCUCAUCGAACACCUCCUGGGCACGCUGAAGCAGAGACGGAGCCGGCUGAGCCGCGCCGCGGGAAGGAGCCCAGCACUGGAUGCAGACGGAAACCACAGCUUGACCCUGCGGGCAUCGGCGCCUUCCCCAGGCGCAGAAGCCGAAUCGCAGCGUCUGACGGCCCCGGGGCCGCUCAGCGACAGCCCUGGCCGGGGAGAGGAGGGGGCGAGGCAGCUAGCGCCGAGCGCGGACGGACAGACGGAGGAGCUGAGCCACCAUGGACACUCGCACGGCCCGGUGGCCGGCAGCGCCGACAUCGUCUGGAUGGUCAUCCUGGGGGACGGGAUACACAACCUGACGGAUGGGCUGGCCAUCGGGGCUGCGUUUUCCGAGGGCAUCUCCAGCGGCUUGAGCACCACGGUCGCCGUCUUCUGCCAUGAACUGCCCCACGAGCUCGGCGACCUGGCCAUGUUGCUGCAGGCGGGCCUGCCCGUCAAGAGAGUGCUUCUCUCCAACCUCGUGUCGGCCUUCCUGGCGUACCUGGGCAUGGCGGUGGGCACGGUGGUCAGCCAGGGCGCCUCGCCAAUCACCCCCUGGAUCUUCUCCAUCACAGCGGGCAUCUUUCUCUAUGUGGCGCUGGUGGACAUGCUGCCCGAGAUGCUGCGGCGAAGCUCCGGCGGGAACAGGAAGGGGCCCGUGACGUAUUUCGCCCUCCAGAACCUGGGCUAUCUCCUGGGGGCGGCCAUCAUGCUGUGCAUCGCCCUCUUCGAAGGGCAGAUGAGCUUCCGUGUGGAUCUGUAACACGGGGGCGGCCACACGGCUCGCCGAACUCGGACGGGACGGGGCCGAGGUUCCGGGCACCCCCUGCCCCAUGGCUGCUUCGCAGAGAACUAGGACCCCAGACUCUCUUCCUGCUGACGGCUGGUGCGUGACACCCAGGGCAGCCCCCGCACUCUCUGUUUGCUCCACAUCCCCCGGGGGCAAGCGUGGGUCGUGACUUGGGGGGGCCCGGAGCUGACUGGUGCGGAAGAGGGGCAGCGUUUUGCUGUUCAGUUCAGGGAGGAGAGCGUGUGGCCAGCACAAUCCCCUACCCCCCUUUCCGUGAGGACACUGCCGUUCAGUCUCAGCGUCUGCCCGACAUUUCGGUAUGUCACGUGCACGAGGCCAGGCUGGCCCCCGAGUGAGUCUCGGCGUUUCGGAGAGGGAAACGCAGCCGAUCCGUGGGCGAUUUUGGGGCGGAGUGCAGGAGACGUUGCUAAAGGGGGCAGCGCCAGAGUCCGAUGGGAGCCAACAGCCCCACGCAGAGGGUGCGUUCAUCGCCGGGAGGAGACGUUCAUCUGGGGAGCGGACACGGGAACUCUUACCUUCACCACCGUCCAGAGACAAGCGGCAGCGCUCCUUCCGCUCCACCGCCCGGGAUAGAGCCUCCGAACUCCGCUGGGCAGCUAACUGUUUAACCGAACUGAACGAAAAGAAUCCACCCCCCCCCCUGCGCCUGCCCACUGAAGCUAUGGUUCUGCAGGGUGCUGUGACUUACCAGACCAGUUUCCCCACCUAGCCUCUGCCAACAGCUUCUGUAAGGACCAAAUCCAGUUUAAUUGGACUGGGGGGGGGUCAGGAAACCAGAAUUCCGUUCCCAGCUCUGCCACUGACUUUCCUGAGUGAACCUGGACAACUCGCCCCGCCCUGUGCCUCAGUUUCCCCAUCUGUAAAACAGACAUGGUGAUUCUGCCCUGCUUUGAGAUCUGAUCUACGGCUGAAAAGCGCUGCAGGAGGGCCCCCCCUCUCCCCCCCCCGGGCCCGAUCCCGCCGGCGCUAACCCCCAGGGGUGGGCGGUGGGAAAGGAGGACGGGCGAGGAAGUAGAAGCAAUAGCAUUUUAAUAAACAUAAUUGAUUCAAAGCCACAAUAUGAAGAA